AUGAAUGACACAGUAACGAUCCGGACCAGGAAGUUCAUGACUAACCGUCUGCUUCAGAGGAAACAGAUGGUUAUUGAUGUCCUUCACCCUGGGAAGGCAACAGUACCAAAGACUGAAAUUCGGGAGAAGCUAGCCAAAAUGUACAAAACCACACCAGAUGUCAUCUUUGUGUUCGGGUUCAGGACCCACUUUGGUGGCGGCAAAACGACUGGCUUCGGCAUGAUCUAUGAUUCUCUAGAUUAUGCUAAGAAGAAUGAGCCCAAACACAGACUGGCAAGGCAUGGCCUCUAUGAGAAGAAGAAGACCUCUCGGAAACAGCGGAAGGAGCGCAAGAACAGAAUGAAGAAGGUCAGGGGCACGGCAAAGGCCAACGUUGGUGCUGGCAAAAAGCCAAAGGAGUAGCUCUGCGGUGAUUUGAUCUGCGGUGGUGUACAGACAAUUUCUGGAAGAACAAAUAAACUAAAAGCUUAUGUGU
Peromyscus californicus insignis is the source of this 475-nucleotide messenger RNA. RefSeq names its product 40S ribosomal protein S24-like. The record is from RefSeq and is a predicted model, not a curated record. NCBI's taxonomy places the organism in Eukaryota, Metazoa, Chordata, Mammalia, Rodentia, Cricetidae. Gene Ontology annotation, biological process: translation. Gene Ontology annotation, molecular function: structural constituent of ribosome. Gene Ontology annotation, cellular component: ribosome.